AUGCGGUGUUUCUUCUCCAAAGUUCUGGGACGGCCGGGAAAAUCAACAUUUACUCCCAAGAAUUGUAUGCUAAAUUUCUAUUUCCCGGCCGUUCCUGCCCUCUCGGUGUCUCAUUCUUCUGUUCUGUGCAGUCAGCACGUGAUUGACGUCAUGUCAUUCCCGCCGACUCAUGGACGACUCAGUGGACUUCAAACUUCUGACCAGCUCGAAGCGAAUCGUGCUCCGUCUGACAGUCAGCCGGUCGCAGAAAACAUGGGGUCAGUCGUUUCUAUCCUCAUAAUUGCUGUCUGUUCCCGAAAGGUUUUGAGCAACCAAUUAUCUAAAGUCAAUAUGCAAAUUUUUGUUGGAUCUACCGCUUACGAAGUGGACGCCGCCACCUCCGUCGAGAGCCUCAAGCUCAUGAUCGAGAACAGCGAGUUCGUCCCUUCUCAUCAAAUCUGCCUCAUGAACGGUGCCACCAUCCUUGAAGAGGGUUCUCUUGAGGAGAAUGACGUCGAAUCUGAGGACACCCUUCAAAUGCGCCUUGCCGUCCAAGCUGGUAUGCGUAAGAAGUGGCGCAAGAAGCGCAUGCGUCGUCUUCGUCGCAAGCGCCGAAAGAUGCGUCAACGUGCCCGUUAA
This is a messenger RNA of Cylindrotheca closterium, 618 nucleotides long. The record is from the annotation of a GenBank genome assembly. NCBI's taxonomy places the organism in Eukaryota, Bacillariophyta, Bacillariophyceae, Bacillariales, Bacillariaceae.